This is a messenger RNA of Ylistrum balloti, 13272 nucleotides long. Its product is annotated as dynein axonemal heavy chain 1-like. Gene Ontology annotation, cellular component: dynein complex. Gene Ontology annotation, molecular function: ATP binding; minus-end-directed microtubule motor activity; dynein light intermediate chain binding. Gene Ontology annotation, biological process: microtubule-based movement. NCBI's taxonomy places the organism in Eukaryota, Metazoa, Mollusca, Bivalvia, Pectinida, Pectinidae. The transcript has 79 exons. The record is from RefSeq and is a predicted model, not a curated record. The annotation marks the transcript as partial.
UUUCAGAAAAAAAAAAUCAUGUCUUCAUCAAGACAGAGUAAAAGCUCUCAUGGAGGGAAGCCUUUUUCCGCCAACCGAACUAGAUUGGACAGUGGUGUGAAAACCACGGUAGAUGGUCAACGAUACCCAGAGAUUAAACAGAGAGGUUACUACUCUGAUAUCAUAGGAGAAAAUGCCAAUGAUGGACGACUAGGGGAUGUAUUGACAGGUCCUCUAACAGCGCAGGAUACACUUUGGAAUGUGUCCAAGGAAAAACACACACCACGAGUGACAACAUUUGAUGAAAAUCCUGAUGUGUUGAAUAAACUACAGAAACAGGUUUAUGGACCUAGCUCUGAAAUCACCACAAUAUCUGACUUUCCCAGGCAGGCAUCAGAGCCUAAAGUACAGUUACCUUUUUACACAAAACCUGGAGAAUGUCCCAGAAAAAUUGAGAUUGAAAGACGGAGACGUCUAUAUAACACACUAGAGUUACAAACUCUGCUAGUGGAGGAGGGGAUCAAAACAGAACAGUUGAUGCCAAAAACCCAAAAUGGGUCUGUACAGUUGAACUCUGACCCCGAAGAUCCCGCCCCGUUCCCACCUUACCUGCCUCUGGACAUUUUUGAUAAUGAGGAGUUUGAUUGUCGCCUUCCAUCAGAAUGGAUCGCUAUGGGAAUGGAGAAUGGCCUAAGAAAACCUGUGCCUGGAUUGGCACUUCUGCCUACGGAUGAUAAAAAGAAAGAUUUGGAUCCUAUGGACCCUAGUAUAGUGUAUGAUUGGUUUGAGGUUGGAGUCUUGGACUAUGAUGACAACAACAAACAUUAUCUUGUCCAGAAAGUCAAUGAUCAAGGUCGCAUUCUAGACAACACUGGGAAACCAGUGGUCAACGGGGGAGUACAGGCUGAUGGAACUCGUCUGUCCUUGCGACAGCAAUAUAUGAUCCCAAGAGUGCGCCUCAUGUUUAAAGGAGAGGACCCAUGUGUAUUUGCUCGUCGAGUGAGUUCAGCUUUUCGUCUGAGGAAGGAGACGGAAGCAUUGUUGAGGUAUAACCUCUACAUUGACUGUAUGCCCAUGGACGGUGUUGGUGAGCUAGACCAGGCUUCUCUCAAGAGAAUGAUUGACUGUGCCAAGAACUCACCAGGUCUUGGAAAAGACAAGGGACUGGAAGAUUAUGUACAAGUACUAGAGAAAGAAGUCAACAUUGACUUCUGUCGCUCCAUGAACAGAAUCAUAUUUGACCAGACCGUCGAGGACGAUCCAGUUACCUUUGCUUUCAUCACAAAACCUGAACCGAGUGUUCAGCCCGUCCCUGAGAAAGGUUGCUGUAUGGACAUAGAACCAUACGAGUAUGAUGACCAGUACGACCAGUUUGCAUUUAAGUCAUUAUUGACCUUGGUCGAGAGUAUCCAGGCCUGUGGUAAAGUACGCACAGAGUGUAACAAAGUGGCUGUCAUGUCACUGUUUCACAUCCCCACCACCAAACCCAUGAGGUUGGAGGAGUUCGAACAGACACAGUCCCAAGCCACAUCACAGGUAUCGCUGUUUUUAAAAGACAGCUGGAUCUCAACACUGAGGAAUGCCAUCCGAACAUCUCUACGUGAUGUGGGAAAGGGUUGGUUCAACAUCCAUGAGACUAACUUUGAAGUAUACCAGAUCUCUAAGCUGAAGGCCUUUAUGGAAAUGGUGAAAUUCAUCAUGCAGGACUCGAUGAGAUACCUUGUCCAGGAUUCUCUUGUUAACUUCACACAGAUGGUGAUGGAUGCUUGUCACUCUACACUCAAGCUGGAAGAUAACUUUGUUUGGGGCCCGGACUUUAUCACAAGUACCUACAAACCCAAGAAGAAUGCCCUGUUCCUAGUAGAUCUGAUCCUUGACCCACAGGGUGUCCACUACAGCACUAACCUGAACAGCUUUGAGACCAUGCUCAUUGGUCUGUUUGAUAAGGGCAUACAGUCUACACAAAACAUCCCACAGCUUGAAAAGUAUAUUCUGGAGGACAUAUUCUGGUCAGGAACACCUUUGCUGGAGUCAGUCGGGGAACAUGAGCCGCCAGUGGAAGAACUGCGCCACAACAUUAUAAACGCCAUUAACAGAGCCCUCAUCCCACUCAAGGCGUACGCUCGUGAGUACGAGAAACAUCUAGAACUGAUGAACCUGGACAUCAAUAAAUACAUACAGGAGUAUGAAGCCACUGAACACACUGCUCAAGAGGUCAAGAAUGAGGUCGAGAUGCACCUGAAAGAGAAGGAGAUCAUUGAAGCUACCAUCCCAAGUAACAUCAUCAUCGGACCUUUCUGGGUCAUCACCGAUUCUGUCAAACAGAAUCUAUCAAAGAAGCGAAAGAACCUGAGUAAUGUUGUUCUCGAGUUACUAGCUAGGCAGCUCAGGAAACAAGCUGACGACGCAUGUGAAGAGUUCAAGGCCAUCAGUCGGAAACUCUACGACAAACCAAACUGUGUAGAGGAACUGUCCGAGAUGAGGGAAUGGAUGAAAGGAAUCCCAGACAAACUGAAAGAGCACCAGGAGCUGAUUGACAAAGCCAUGGAUGACUAUGAACUGAUUGAAGAGUUCUAUUACAACUUAUCUGCUGAUGACUUCAAUGCCAAAUGGACUGCCAUUGGCUGGCCUCACAAGAUUGAGGUUCAGAUGGAAGCUACAUACCAACAGCUAGACGAGGAUGAGGAGCGUUUCCGUAAACUCCAGACCUCUGACCAGGCCAACUUCAAUGACCGCAUGGACACACUACAGAUGGUUGUUGCCGGUAUGGCAGCUCACACUGACAUCAGCAAAGCUCAUGAGAUAGCCAAUGAAGUGCGCCGUAUCAACAAGCAGCUGAAAGAAGCCCAGGGAUUGGCUUCCACAUAUAACAACAGAGAGAGGUUGUUCGGUCUGCCUGUCACUAACUAUGAUAAGCUGGCACAACUUGUCAAGGAUUUCGAGCCGUUCAGAAACCUGUGGCUCACCGUCUCUGACUGGCAACGCUGGCAGGAAAGCUGGAUGCACGACCCACUGACGUCAAUCAAUGCUGAGGACGUAGAAAAGAACGUGAACGAGGCGUACAAGACCAUGCACAAGUCUGUCAGGAUAUUUAACGAGAUGCCGAGUGUACAGAAUGUGGCGUCAGAGAUCAAAGGCAAUGUGGAGGACUUCAAGCCAUACAUCCCACUCAUCCAGGGCCUCCGAAACCCUGGCAUGAGGAAUAGACAUUGGGAACAGCUGUCUGGAGAUCUGGGAUUCCCUAUCAGACCAAAGGCUAAUUUGACAUUCAGUAAGUGUAUCGAGAUGAACCUCCAAGACCACAUCGCCACCAUCACAAAGGUGGCUGAGGUCGCAGGAAAGGAGUACUCCAUUGAACAGGCUUUAGACAAGAUGGAGAAGGAAUGGGAUCCUGUCAACUUUGAGAUUUUGUCGUACAAAGAAACAGGUACCUACAUCAUCCGAGCAUCUGAGGAUACGUCACAGCUGUUGGACGAUCACAUCGUCAUGACACAGAGCAUGUCCUUCUCACCAUACAAAAAGCCGUUUGAGGAUCGCAUCAGUAACUGGGAAAAUAAACUCAAGACUACCCAGGAUGUCCUUGAUGAAUGGCUAGUUUGUCAGAGGUCAUGGUUGUACCUGGAGCCUAUCUUCAGUUCAGAAGACAUUAACAGACAGCUGCCAGUGGAGAGCAAGCGUUACCAGACCAUGGAAAGGAUCUGGAGGAAGCUGAUGAAGAAUGCCAAGGAGAACCCACAGGUUAUCUCCCUUUGCCCUGACAACCGUCUGCUGGACAAUCUGAGGGAAUGUAACAAGCUCUUGGAACAAGUCCAGAAAGGUCUCAGUGAAUACCUGGAGACUAAGAGGAAUGCCUUCCCACGAUUCUACUUCCUGUCUGACGACGAGCUUCUGGAGAUCCUCUCUCAGACAAAAGAUCCGAAAGCUGUACAGCCCCAUCUUAGAAAGUGCUUUGAAAAUGUUGCCAAGCUCAAAUUUGAGGACGAUUUGAAGAUCACUAAGAUGUUCUCCGGUGAGGGUGAGAGUGUGGACUUCAAGGAGACUCUCUACCCCACAGGAAACGUUGAGGAUUGGAUGUUAGAGAUCGAACGAUGCAUGAGAGAAAGUCUUCGACUUAUCAUCAAGGAAUCACUGAUAGAUUACAAAGUUACUCCAAGAACAGAAUGGGUACUUAAAUGGCCUGGUCAAGUGGUCAUUGCUGGCUGUCAGACCUACUGGACACAGGAAGUCACUGAAGCCUUGGAGCAGAAUAAGGUGAAGGAAACGUAUGAGCACCUGUUGAAACAGUUGGAUGACUUGAGACUUCUUGUGAGAACUGAUCUGUCUAAGAUCGGACGUUUGACUCUCUCUGCCCUCAUUGUCAUAGAGGUGCACGCUCGUGAUGUUGUGUUUAGGAUUGUACAAGAAGAAGUCAACAAUGCCAACGCCUUCGAAUGGAUCAGUCAGAUUAGGUACUACUGGCUGGAAGAUGAGAACCUAUACAUACGAGCCGUGAAUGCCCAGUUCCCCUACGGCUACGAGUACCUAGGAAAUACCUUCCGUCUGGUCAUCACUCCCCUGACUGAUAGGUGUUAUCUCACCCUGACUGGAGCUCUCCAUCUGAAGUUUGGUGGAGCACCUGCUGGACCUGCAGGAACUGGAAAAACAGAGACGACAAAGGAUCUGGCUAAAGCUAUGGCUGUCCAGUGUGUUGUGUUCAACUGUUCUGACCAGUUGGAUUUCAUGGCUAUGGGCAAGUUCUUCAAAGGAUUAGCAAGUGCUGGAGCUUGGGCGUGUUUCGACGAAUUCAACCGUAUAGAUAUUGAAGUGUUGUCAGUGGUGGCACAACAAAUCACUACUAUACAAAAGGCCCAGCAACAGAGGGUUGAUAGAUUCAUCUUUGAGGGAGUAGAGCUCACCCUCAAACCUUCCUGCUCUGUUUUCAUCACAAUGAACCCAGGAUAUGCUGGGAGAACUGAGCUCCCUGACAACCUCAAGGCAUUGUUCCGUCCCGUGGCUAUGAUGGUACCUGAUUACGCCCUGAUUGCCGAGAUCAGUCUUUUCUCGUUUGGUUUCUCAGACGCCAGAGUCCUCUCCAAGAAGAUUGUAUCCACAUUCAAACUGUCCUCUGAGCAGCUCAGUUCACAGGAUCACUACGACUUUGGUAUGCGAGCUGUCAAAUCUGUGAUUUCUGCGGCUGGUAACCUGAAGCGACAGUACGGUGAUAUGGAUGAGGAACUUAUUGCCCUGAGAGCUAUCCGUGAUGUCAAUGUUCCCAAGUUCUUGGUGGAAGAUUUGAAACUCUUCAACGGUAUCGUCUCUGAUCUGUUCCCCAAUAUCAAGGAACAGCCAAUCGACUAUGGCUCUAUGGAUACUUCACUGAGGAAAACAUGUACAAAGAAUGGACUCAAGGAUGUGGAAGGUUUUAUUCAUAAAUGUAUCCAGCUUUUUGAGACAACAGUUGUACGUCACGGUCUCAUGUUGGUCGGUCCCACAGGAUCUGGAAAGACCAAGUGUUAUGAUGUCCUGAAGCAGGCAUGCUCAGCCCUCCAGGGGGAGGAGUCACCAGCAGGAUUCCCAUUCCAGGUCGUCACAACGUUUGUCCUCAAUCCCAAAUCCAUCACUAUGGGACAGCUGUACGGAGAGUUUGACCUCAUGACCCACGAAUGGACGGACGGUAUAUUGUCCUCGCUGAUCCGUGGGGGAGCUUCAGCCACUGACAACAAGAAGAGAUGGUAUGUGUUUGACGGACCUGUGGAUGCAGUGUGGAUCGAGAACAUGAACACCGUACUGGACGACAAUAAGAAACUUUGUCUCAGCAGUGGUGAAAUCAUCAAACUUAGUGAGGACAUGACCAUGAUGUUUGAAGUCCAGGACUUGGCAGUUGCCUCCCCUGCCACUGUGAGCCGAUGUGGUAUGGUAUACCUUGAGCCUAGUUACAUCGGACUGAAGCCAUUUGUUGAGUGCUGGCUGAGACAGCUGCCGGAUGCUAUUUACCCACACAAAGAGAAGCUAGAGGAGCUGUUUGAAACUUACAUGGAGCCCGCCAUAAAGUUUGUGAGGAAAAACGUCAAGGAAGCUAUCCCCACAGUCGACUGCAAUUUGGUGUUUAGCUUGUUGAAAAUGAUUGAAUGUUUCUUCACACCGUUUGUACCUCAGGAGCCGAGUCGGCGUCGAGUGGGUGACCCAGCAAUUCCUCAGGAGAGUCUUGACCGUCUUGGAGAGCUCAUUGAGCCUUGGUUCUUCUUCAGUAUCGUGUGGUCAGUUGGCUGUACUGGUGACAAUGACAGCUGGCUCAAAUUCUCUCAGUGGCUCCACGAAACCAUGGCCAAGAACGAGACCAAGAUGGUUUUCCCGUCAGAGGGACUUGUGUACGACUAUUUCCUGGAUGACGGAGGCUUAAGCAACAACCAAAAAAGUGAUGAUCCUGAUGACGAAGAAAAUGAAAAGAAAGUGGAGGUGACCUGGAGGAACUGGUUGUAUGGCCUUGGAGAAUUUACAGUUGCACCAGACACCAAGUUUGCUGAUAUCAUUGUACCAACUAUCGAUACCAUCAGGAGUGCCGCUAUCCUUGAGAAGCUUCUAUUAAACAGAAAAACGGUGUUGUGUGUAGGUCCAACUGGUACAGGUAAAACCUUGACCAUCUCAGACAAGCUGACCACAAAAAUGCCCAAAGAGUAUGUUCCAGAGUUCAUGGUGUUUUCAGCCAAGACCAGUGCAAACCAAACUCAAGAUCUGAUUGAUGGCAAACUUGAUAAGAGACGUAAGGGAGUAUUUGGACCUCCGCUAGGAAAGUACUUCAUCUUCUUCAUUGACGAUCUCAACAUGCCUGCACUGGAGAAGUUUGGUGCCCAGCCCCCGAUAGAACUGAUUCGUCAGUGGCUCGACUUCAAUGGCUGGUACGACAGGAAAGCCAUUGGUGAGUUCCGUAAGUUGGUGGAUGUGAACUUCUGUUGUGCCAUGGGACCCCCUGGUGGAGGACGUAACCCUAUUUCCGCACGUCUUGUACGUCACUUCAACCUUCUGGCAUUCACAGAAAUGGAAGACAUCAGUAAGAAGAAGAUCUUCAGUGCCAUCCUUAGGUCCUGGAUUCCUAAUUCUUUAAUGUCGCACUGCGAUGGCCUCGUGGACACCUGUAUCAACGUUUACAAUGAGAUCAGUUCACAGCUACUGCCCACACCUGCCAAAUCUCACUACACCUUUAACUUGCGUGACUUGUCCCGAGUGUUUCAGGGCAUGCUCAUGUUGGAGCCAGGCAAGAUAGAGUCCCUAGACGACAUCCUCAAGCUGUGGUACCACGAAAGCUGUCGAGUCUUCCAGGACCGUCUUGUCAAUGACGAAGAUAGAAACUGGUUUGACAAUCUGAUGAAGGAAAAAAUGAAAUCUGACUUUAACCUUGAGUUUGACAAGGUUGUUGACAAGCUGCCAAUCUUGUUUGGGGAUUUUAUCUCCCCUGGAGCAGGCGACAGCAAACCAUACCAAGAAAUGAAAGACCAUGAAAAAAUGGUGAAGGUCCUAGAGGAGAGUCUUGACGAUUACAAUCAGAUCACCACUGCCCAGAUGAAGCUCGUACUUUUCAUGGACGCCGUGAAACAUGUCAGCCGAAUCAGUCGUAUCAUCAGGCAACCAAUGGGUAACGCUCUCCUUCUGGGUAUGGGUGGUAGUGGACGUCAGAGCUUGACCAGACUGGCCGCUCACAUGUCAGACUUUGAAUGCUUCCAAAUUGAACUUGCCAAAAACUAUGGGAUUAAUGAGUGGAGAGAAGAUUUGAGAAAAGUGAUGAUGAAGGCGGGUUUGGAGAACAAACCUGUUGUGUUUUUGUUCUCUGACACACAGAUCAAGAACGAAUCAUUCCUUGAAGAUCUGAACAACAUCCUGAACGCUGGAGACGUGCCAAAUAUUUACGGCUUUGAUGAACAAGAUCAGAUCUACACAGCCAUGAAACCCAUUGUCCAGGAUCUGCAGCUUCAACCAACCAAAACCAACCUGUUUGCAUGUUACACUAAACGUGUCCGCAGUAACCUUCACACAGUCAUCACCAUGAGCCCCUUGGGAGAAGUGUUCCGAGCUCGUUUGAGGAUGUUCCCCGCACUCGUUAACUGCUGUACCAUUGACUGGUUCAGUGAGUGGCCGGCUGAUGCCCUGCGAUCUGUAGCCAUGAGAUUCUUGACCGACAUUCCUGAAUUGGACACAACAGACCAGGUUAUGGAAGGGCUGGUGAUCAUGUGCCAAGAAAUUCAGAUGAGCGUAACAACAAACUCCCACCGAUUUCUGUCGGAACUCUCCCGUCACAACUACGUCACUCCUACCAGCUAUCUUGAACUUCUUAGCAUCUUCUCCAAACUCGUUGGAAUGAAGAAGACAGAACUCAGCACUGCAAGGAAACGUCUCAAGACAGGUCUGGACAAGUUGCUGACCACUGCUGAUGAAGUGGACAAACUGUCUUCUGAGUUGGCGACCAUGAAACCACUCCUGGAGGACGCUGUGAAAGAAUCCAUCCAAACCAUGGAACAGAUCUCAAAAGACACGGUCAUUGCUAAUGAAACCAUGGAAAUGGUGACAAAGGAGGAAGAACAGGCUACAAUCAAAGCUAGAGAGACUCAAGCUAUUGCAGAUGAUGCUCAACGUGACCUCAAUGAGGCCCUUCCUGCUCUUGAAGCGGCUGUGGCCAGUUUGAAGUCUCUGAACAAGAAUGAUGUGGUGGAAGUGCGUGCCAUGACACGCCCACCAGAUGGUGUCAAGAUGGUGAUGGAAGCUGUCUGUAUUAUGAAAGCUAUCAAACCCAAGAAAGUUCCUGGAGAAAAGCCUGGUCAGAAGAUUGACGACUAUUGGGAGCCUGGUAAGGGCAUGUUGUCUGACCCUGGCAAGUUCUUGGAGAGUUUGUUUAAGUAUGACAAGGACAAUAUUGGUGACGAUACCAUCAAAAAGAUUCAGUCAUAUAUCGAUGAUGAAAAUUUCACACCUGCAGCCAUUGCAAAGGUAUCCAAAGCCUGCACAUCCCUGUGUAUGUGGACGAGAGCUAUGCACAAGUACCACUUCGUAGCAAAGGGUGUGGCUCCUAAGAGAGAGAAGUUGAGGGUCGCACAGGAGGAAUUAGCCAUCACUCAAAAGAUCCUGGACGAAGCCAAGGCAAGGCUUCAUGAAGUGCAAGAAGGUAUUAGGACACUGCAAGCAAAAUAUGAUGACUGUGUACGCAAGAAGGAAGAACUGGAGAAUAAGUGUACGGAAUGUGAGGGAAGACUCGGCAGGGCUGACAAGCUGAUUGGUGGACUGGCUGAUGAGAAAGAAAGAUGGAAGGAGUCAGUAUCAAGACUUGAGAAGAUCAUUGACAACUAUGUUGGUGAUGUUCUUGUGUCGGCCGGUUAUGUAGCGUACCUUGGACCCUUUACUGGUGAAUACAGACAAAGAAUGGAGAAAGAAUGGGUGAAAAAGCUGGAUGAACUAAAAGUGCCACGGACUGAUGAUCCCACCAUCAUAUCUUGUCUUAGUGAUCCGGUGAAAAUUCGGAGCUGGCAGAUUGCUGGUCUUCCCAAGGAUAACUUGUCCGUGGAGAAUGGUGUCAUCGUCCAGUAUGCUCAGCGAUGGCCACUCUUCAUUGACCCCCAGGGCCAGGCCAACAGAUGGGUCAAAAACAUGGAGAAAGAUAACACCCUGGACGUGAUCAAAUUGUCUGAUAAAGACUUCCUGCGUAGCUUGGAGAACGCCAUCAGAUUUGGUAAACCAUGUCUACUUGAAAACAUCAGCACCGAGUUGGAUCCUGCUCUGGAACCCAUUCUUCUUAAACAGAUUUUCAAACAACAAGGUAGUAUGGUAAUAAAACUUGGAGAUGCUGUAAUUCCUUACCACGAUGACUUUAAGUUCUACAUCACCACCAAGCUUCCUAACCCCCAUUACACCCCAGAGGUGUCAACAAAGGUCACACUUGUCAAUUUCACUUUGUCACCAAGUGGCCUUGAGGACCAGAUGUUGGGUAUUGUGGUGGCUGAAGAAAGACCAGAUCUAGAGGAAGCUAAGAACCAUUUGAUUGUUAGCAAUGCUAAGAUGAAGCAGGAACUGAAGGAGAUUGAGGACAAGAUCUUACUGAAGCUGAGCACCUCCGAGGGAAGUCCUGUGGAUGAUGUUGACCUCAUUGCCACACUGGAGGCAUCCAAGAUUAAGUCACAGGAAAUCAAGGCUAAAGUGAUUGUAGCCGAGCAGACAGAGAAGGAUAUUGAUGUGACCAGAAGCCAGUACAUUCCUGUUGCCAUCAACACUCAGAUCCUUUUCUUCUGUGUAGCGGAUAUGGCCAACAUUGAUCCUAUGUACCAAUACUCCCUGGAGUGGUUCAUCAACAUCUUCCUUGGUGGAAUCGCGCACGCAGAUAGAGCAGACAACCUUCCCCAGCGUGUAAAGAACAUCAACGAAUACUUCACCUUUAGCCUCUACAGCAAUGUGUGUCGCUCACUUUUUGAGAAACACAAACUUCUUUUCUCUUUCCUCUUGUGUACCAGGAUCAAGAUGAACAAAGGACUCAUUAAUAUGGAUGAGUGGCGUUUCAUGCUGGCUGGAGGCAUCAUCAAACCCAAGGUUAUAGAUAACCCUGCCCCAGAGUGGAUAUCUGCCCGGUCGUGGAGUGACAUUCUCACCACUGCAGUCCUUGAAAAAUUCAGUACAUUUGCAGAUGAUUUCAAGAACAAUGUGGAUGGCUUUAAAAGGAUAUUUGACAGUGGUGAUCCACACAAAGAAGAUUUACCUGGAGAAUGGAAUGAUUCUCUAGACUCCUUCCAGAAGAUGAUCAUUCUUAAGUGUCUACGACCGGACAAAAUCACGAAUGCCAUGCAGGAAUACGUAGCCAGUAACCUCGGACAGAGAUUUAUUGAACCACAGACUGCCGACCUUCACCUUGUCUACAAGGAUUCCUCUCCCACAACACCUUUGAUCUUCGUCCUGUCCACUGGUACUGAUCCAGCCGCUGAUCUGUACAAGUUUGCUGAGGAGAUGAGAUUCACCAAGAAACUAAGUGCUAUAUCUCUGGGUCAAGGACAGGGUCCAAGAGCUGAGGCAAUGAUGAGAAGUGCCAUGGAAAGGGGUAAAUGGGUGUUCUUCCAGAACUGUCACUUGGCACCAAGUUGGAUGCCUACUCUGGAGCGACUUAUUGAACAGAUAGACCCAGACAAGGUGCACCGAGACUUCCGUCUCUGGCUGACCAGUAUGCCCAGUGCCAUGUUCCCAGUUUACAUUUUACAAAACGGGUCUAAGAUGACUGUGGAGCCGCCCCGUGGACUGAAGGCCAAUCUUCUCAAGUCCUACACAGGGUUUUCUGAUGAUAUGCUCAAUGCUUGUGGGGACAAGACACAAACAUUUAAAAUGUUGCUGUUUUCACUGUGUGUGUAUCAUGGUGUCGUGAUUGAGCGAAGGAAGUUCGGAGCUCUUGGUUUCAACAUUCCGUAUGAAUUCACAGACGGUGAUCUGCGUAUCUGUGUCAGCCAGUUGAAGAUGUUCUUGUUGGAGUACUCAGAAAUCCCCUACAAAGUGCUUGUGUACACAGCUGGGCACAUCAACUACGGAGGUCGUGUUACGGAUGAUUGGGACAGACGCUGCAUGAUGACCAUUCUUGGUGACUUCUACCGACCCGCUGUCCUGGAGGAUGGCCACAAGUUUUCGGAAUCAGGGAUAUAUUAUCAAAUCGACACAUCUAACGACCAUAAUGGAUACAUGGCAUACAUCAAAAGUCUGCCCAUCAAUGACAACCCAGAGAUGUUCUCGCUCCACGAUAACGCAAACAUCACGUUCGCAAACAAUGAGACAGGAAAUUUGUUGGAAGGACUGCUCAAGCUGCAACCUAAAACUGCCAGUGGUGGUGGCAAAUCACGUGAGGAGGUGAUGGAGGAGACAGCCAAGAGUAUUCAGUCCAAGGUCCCUAAGGUUGUCGACAUCAACAUGGUGAUGGAGAAAUAUCCAGUUAUAUACGAACAGUCCAUGAACACUGUCAUCAUCCAGGAAGUCAUUAGGUACAAUCGUCUCCUGAGUACCAUCCACACAAGUCUGAGGGACAUGUUGAAGGCCCUGAAGGGUUUAGUGGUCAUGUCUCAGGCCCUUGAGGAGAUGGCCAACAGUCUCUACAACAAUAUGGUACCCACCAUGUGGUCAAGCAAGGCUUACCCGUCCCUGAAACCCCUGGCAGCUUGGGUCAUUGAUCUUCAGACCAGAAUGGUUUUCAUUAAUGGCUGGAUUGAACAAGGAAUGCCAAAAGUAUAUUGGAUUUCCGGAUUUUUCUUCCCCCAAGCUUUCCUCACUGGAACUCUUCAGAACUACGCCAGGAAAAGUAUUACCUCCAUCGAUAUCAUUGCCUUUGAUUUCCAGGUGAGUGAAUUUGUAAUGCGAGAGACUGUUGAUGAGUUGAAGGGAAGCCCAGAAGAUGGUUGUUACAUCCGAGGACUUUACCUAGAGGGCGCUCGCUGGGACAGCACCCUCCACCAGCUAGGCGAGUCUCGACCCAAGGAACUUUUCACCGAGGUUCCUGUUAUCUGGCUGAAACCAAUCACCAACCGCAAAGCAAAGGACAGUGGCUUUUAUGAGUGUCCAGUUUACAAGACACUGACCAGAGCUGGUACUCUGUCCACUACUGGUCAUUCCACCAACUUUGUGUUUUCUGUUGAAAUGCCCACUGAGAAGACACAGAACCACUGGAUUAAACGUGGUGUGGCCAUGUUGUGUGCUCUCAAUUACUGAUUAUCUCCCUUGGAUUAUCUCCCUUUAAAAAGGGAAACACUGAAAAAUGUGAUAACUUAUAUAGAAAAUGUGAUAUUUAUUUAUUUAUACAAACCACAUGAAGAUGAAAGGAAGAAUUCUCUAUAAAAUCUUUGAAUACAUGAAAUGAUAUUAUACUGACCUUAGCAAAGAAAAAGAAAACAACACAUGAAGAUGGAUUUGGAUGCCUUCGCAAAUCUUUUUUUUAUUCCCUGUAUGAGACUGUUAUGGACAUAAUGAUAUGAACUGUGAUAUAUCAUCAGCCUAGAUUUCAAUCUUAUGGAGAAAAUAUGCCAAAUAAUGUUAUGUUGAAUUUACAACCACGUAUACUAAGAUAAACUUCACCGCUACUUUUAGAUUUUAGGUAGCAAUGAUAUUUCAGUGCCUAGUUGAAAUUUAUUUCAUCUUUUACAAGGAACACUGGUUUAAAUUAUUUUUUUACAUUAAACACUAGAAACAACAGUAUUAGUUCAGCAGUAAACAUGUUUGAAUAUAUUUUGCAAGUUAUUUUUCAACUGAAAUACAGAUUUGUAUGGAGAAAUGUUGUGCAGCAGAUUUGAACAAUUUAUAAGUCUUUUUGGAGUUGAA